This is a messenger RNA of Drosophila innubila, 2350 nucleotides long. RefSeq names its product ATP-dependent RNA helicase Ddx1 (gene Ddx1). Gene Ontology annotation, molecular function: protein binding; RNA helicase activity; ATP binding. The coding region runs from base 82 to 2268 and encodes 728 amino acids. Lineage: Eukaryota; Metazoa; Arthropoda; Insecta; Diptera; Drosophilidae. The transcript has 4 exons. The record is from RefSeq and is a predicted model, not a curated record.
UGGUUUCACUCUAGCCGGUUGUCAGAGUGAAAAACGAAAUAAAUAAAUUAGUUUUAAGAUAUUUAUUAACAAACCAGUGAGAUGACUGCAUUUGAAGAGUUUGGUGUUCUGCCCGAGUUGGGCAAAGCGACAGACGAGUUGGACUGGACCUUGCCUACGGAUGUGCAGGCGGAGGCCAUACCAUUAAUACUGGGUGGUGGGGAUGUACUAAUGGCAGCCGAAACGGGUUCCGGCAAAACGGGUGCAUUUUGUUUGCCCAUUCUUCAGAUUGUCUGGGAAACGCUGCGUGAUUUGAAGGAGGGAAAGACUGGUAAAGGCAGGACUGGAGCUGGCGGUGCUGCUGCUCCAUGGACCAUGUCCUUUUUUGAUCGUACCAAUGCACUAGCUGUGACUCCGGAUGGCCUGCGAUGCCAAUCGCGUGAGUUCAAGGAAUGGCACGGAUGUCGUGCCACAACUGGCGUCUAUGGCAAGGUCAAGUUCUAUUACGAGGCAACGGUUACCGAUGAGGGUCUGUGCCGCAUAGGCUGGUCCACCCAAAUGGCCAAUUUGGAUUUAGGCACCUGUCGUUAUGGCUUCGGCUUUGGCGGCACAGGCAAGAAAUCAAACAAUCGGCAGUUUGACGAUUACGGCGAGGCCUUUGGCAAGGCAGAUGUCGUCGGCUGCUUGCUGGACUUGCAGCGCCUGGAAGUGAGCUUCACGAAGAAUGGCGUGUCAUUGGGUGUAGCUUUCAAAAUUCCCGAAAAUCUACGCAAUGAUACAUUUUAUCCAGCUGUUGUGCUGAAGAAUGCCGAAAUGUUGUUUAACUUUGGAAAAACUGAGUUUAAGUAUGCACCAGGACAGGGCUAUGUGGCUGCUUGUCAGGCGGAUGCGGAACACAGCAAAGCCAAUCCUCUGGCCAGUCCCGCAGCUAACGCAGCUGCCUCUAAGCCUGCACCUAAUGCUCCUCAAGCCAUCAUUAUUGAGCCUAGUCGCGAACUGGCGGAGCAAACCUACAAUCAAAUAGAGAAAUUCAAGCUGCAUCUAAGCAAUCCCGAAGUGCGAUCCCUGCUACUGAUUGGAGGCGUUCGUCUCGAGGAGCAAAAGGCGCAGCUGCAGCAGGGUAUACAUAUUGUCGUGGGCACACCGGGUCGCUUGGAGGAGCUGAUUAACAGCGGUUUUGUGCAGCUGACGCACUGUCGCUUCUUUGUGCUGGACGAAGCGGAUGCACUUUUAAAGCAAGGCUACACGGAUCUCAUUGACAGACUGCACAAGCAAAUACCCAAGAUAACCAGUGAUGGUUGUCGUCUGCAGAUGAUUGUCUGCUCUGCGACAUUGCAUGCCUUUGAGGUGAAAAAGAUGGCCGAACGCUUGAUGCACUUUCCCACCUGGGUGGAUCUCAAGGGCGAAGAUGCUGUGCCGGAGACAGUGCAUCACGUGGUAUGCAUGGUGGAUCCACAGACUGACAGCAGUUGGCAGAAUCUGCGUCAACCUGUGCCCACCGAUGGCGUUCACGAUCAGGACAAUGUUCAUCCUACAGUUCAAUCUCCUGAGACGCUAUCCCAGGCUGUGAAGUUGCUGAAGGGGGAGUACUGCAUCAAGGCCAUAGAUCAGCAUAAAAUGGAUCGUGCCAUUAUCUUUUGUCGCACCAAACAGGACUGCGAUAACCUGGAGACGCAUCUGCGCCAUCAAGGGGGACAACGCUAUUCCUGCGUCUGUUUGCACGGAGAUCGAAAGCCGCAGGAGCGCAAACAAAAUCUGGAAAUGUUUAAGCGGCAGCAGGUUAAAUUUCUAAUCUGCACUGAUGUGGCUGCACGUGGUUUGGACAUUACAGGAUUACCAUUCAUGAUCAAUAUAACGCUACCAGACGAUAAAUCCAACUAUGUACAUCGCAUUGGACGCGUGGGUCGCGCUGAGCGGAUGGGACUCGCCAUCAGUCUAGUGUCCUCGGUGCCGGAGAAGGUUUGGUACCACGGUGAGUGGUGCAAGACUCGUGGACGCAAUUGCAGAAACACCAAUUUGACUGAUGUACGCGGCUGUUGCAUUUGGUACAAUGAACCGAAUCUGUUGGCCGAGGUGGAGGAUCAUCUGAAUAUAACCAUACAACAGGUGGAUAAGUCUAUGGAUGUGCCGGUCAAUGAUUUCGAUGGCAAAGUUGUCUAUGGCCAGAAGAAUCUUAAUAUGGGCACUGGCUACGAGGAUCAUGUGGAGCAACUGGGCCCAACCGUACGCAAAUUGACCGACUUGGAAUUGCAAUCACAAUCUUUAUUUUUGAAACGCUUAAAAGUCUAGAGUGGUUCGAUUUUGAGUUGCUACACGAUCCGAAAUACUUUCAUGGUUACGAAUACACAUAAAAUACAUAAAUAAACUAACA